This is a messenger RNA of Varanus komodoensis (Komodo dragon), 10720 nucleotides long. RefSeq names its product solute carrier family 38 member 5 (gene SLC38A5). Lineage: Eukaryota; Metazoa; Chordata; Lepidosauria; Squamata; Varanidae. The transcript has 16 exons. Gene Ontology annotation, molecular function: glycine transmembrane transporter activity; L-glutamine transmembrane transporter activity. The coding region runs from base 3934 to 5394 and encodes 486 amino acids. Gene Ontology annotation, biological process: L-histidine transmembrane transport; glycine transport; L-glutamine transport. The record is from RefSeq and is a predicted model, not a curated record.
GCCUGGAGGAAUGUUGUCCAUGGGGUCGCGAUGGGUCGGACACGACUUCGUGACUAACAACAACAAAAAAUUUUCAGCUGCUUAAUCAAUUUCCUAUACUGGAAUUAUGCUUGUUUAGGGACUUUUUGGCAGAACCCCAUUAAGCUCUGUUCACAUCGCAAUGUUAUAAACCUUUCUCAUGUCGCUUGUUCUUCAGUAUGUACAUAUGUAUCUAUCGGUCAAAUACUGCAUGAAAUCAGGUGGAGAUUAAAGAAUGAAAAUGUUUAUUGUCUUCUACCGAUUUAUUUUCUGUAAUACAAUUUCAUAGGGAGGCAGCAAGCAUUGACAGAAACUAUGGACAAAAUAUAGUUUGGCCUCUAGACCAGCAAUAUAUGGAAUCCCUCCACAAUUAUGGAAUACAGGUCCCAUCAUUCACAGUUGAUAUGGCCAUUGGCUGGGAAUGAUGGGAGAUUCAGUCUAGCACUUCUGCAGGGUACAUAGUUGAGGACAGCUCUUCUGGUCUGCCUACAAUAUCCCAUACAUGUCUACUCAAAAGUAAGUCCCAUUGAAUUCAGUGUGGCUUAUUCUAAGUGAGUGGGUAUGUGAUAACUGGCCAAAUUCCCUGCCUAUUCUUCAGGGUGGGGAACUAAGAUCUUUCUUGGUUUUCCAUAAUGUUGUGGCUUUGUAUUGCCAUAUUAUUGAGUUGCUCUUGUUACGGGGCCUACACAGUUUUGUUUCUCUAAAGUACAAAGUUGCCCCAUUUCUCACCCCUCCUAGCUGUGCUCAGCUUGGCCGGUUCAGGCAGCUCAUAGUGAAGAGGUGUGAAGUUUGUACACCUGCCCAGCAAGGUUGUGUAAAUACACAAAGCAAAUACGCAGGCCUAGCAAGGUUGCAGUUUGAUGUAGACAUGCUCAUGUGUUCUAGCACAAAUUUCUUUUUCUGCACAGCUUGGCAGUCCUCCUUCUCCUGCUUCCUGAGAGCAUAAGCAAUGUGAAUCUGCCAACCCUAGAUUUUACAGUUAUCAACUCACUAGCAGGGUUGCCAUUAUGACCUCACCCCCUUGUCCAGGGUUCGAAUAAAAAUCUAACAUUUGUAGAGAUAUCCUGACAAGGAAAGCUGCAGGUAAGUGUUUACAGGUACAGGAAUUGUGUGAGCAGAUCUGCUUCUCGCUCAGACUUUGCUGCUGUUUUAAUAGUGUCAUCCAGGGUUGUGUCCAAGGCUGCUUCUAGACAGGUAAGCCCCUAGUAAUCCAAUUACUGUAUUUCCCUCAUAAGCAACAAGUGGAAGUGCAGUGGAUUUUCCCACACAAUCAGGUGUACUGUUAUUCUUCUGUGUACAGCCUGUCAUUUUUCUUCUAUACCAAUGGUUGUGGCUUAGCAGCUAUAAGUGGGGCCAUCUGAAGUUCAGCCCCUUGUGGUUUAACAGUCAAUUAGCCUAACUAAUCAUUUUUUUUAAAAUUUACACUAAAAAGCAUGCUUUUCUCGCUGUGCAUUUUACCAAAAAAAUUAAAUUGGGUAUAGCACUAUAGUACCAUAAUGUAUGUAAUAUCAUUAUGGUGCUGUAGUGCUAUUUCCAAUUUUAAUUUAAAAUAUAGCCAGAAAAGCAUGCUUUUCUUUUAAUUAGGUUUUAUUGAUUGCUUAAAAUCCUCAUGUAAGUGCAAGCUCUAGUUAGCAUGAACAACAUUUAGAGGCAGUGCUAACGUAACUCCAAUAGCCAUGGAUAAAAUGAACGAUAAUUUGCUUUUAACCAGGUAUUGAUAUUUGGUUAAAAUCCUCAUACCAGUCAUGGUUACUCUGAAUGGGGAGUGCAUGUGAGAGCUGGGUAGAGAUGUCUACAGUCCUGGCCCAUCUUUACUCUAAAGAGGACAGUUUUUCUGCAUCUUGAACAGUUUGGUUAGACAACUAUUCCACAACUGUUGAAAGGACAGUUCUAGGAAUAUUACCUUUGAAGAGGUUUCUGGGGGCAUGCUUGACCCUGGGCCAUGUCUCAGUUUAGAAACAAAGUGCUGUUGGGCCUGGAUGCAGCAGAUUAUUUGGGGGGACUUUUGGGAAAUUGGGGAGACAGGAGUACAAAUGCAUGGGUUUUGUUUCUUCCUAGCCAUCCUUCCAUAGAAGUGCCCUGGGAAUGGUCUUUCUGUUUGCAGCUUUCCAGAACAACCACAUCUACAGCAGACCAGCCUAACCUUUUGCCCAUAUUCCAGCACAUGGAUAAAUACCCUAGAUAAGUUAAUUCCCACCCAAGUGUUUUUCUGGGAAGGACAGCCAGAGUCACAGAUGGCAUGGUGAAAAUGGAAACAUGUUGAAGAUGGGAGAGGGCAACAGUUCUUGUGUUAUGCAAAGGAAAUAGCCUAGGACUUGAAAGAAGUCGUGGUAUCUUCUUAAAUCUCCUGCUUUGACUGUUUGCAGAUCUUACACAUCUUCCAGAGCUUGAAACAGGAACUGAAAUGUCCUGGCUGUCAGCCACCUUACCCAACUCCAGUGGGUGCUGUUCUGCUGCCAGAGCCAGCCUAGAAAGCAGCUGUUCUGUAUCUUCUGUGGGAAUAUAACUUUGAGCUAAGGAUGUGGUUAAAGCCAGACAUCUCCAUUGCCAUUUCUGCCCCACCCAGCCUCCAGAGUACUUUCCCAGGUAUAGGCAGCAGGAUUAAACCUUGAGCUCCUUAGUUCCGGAGCCUCCACUUGCCAAAAUAAAUGCAGCUAUAGUUUCUAGAAUUGGAGAAGCUCCCUUUGCUUGAACAGGAACAGUCCUCCCCAUGCAAAAAGCAGUUUUGAGGAGGGGAUUUUGUUGAGGCCACUACUGGGAGAGAGGGCAUUAAAUCCCUUGCUAUUUUGAUAUAGUAAAACAGACAUUUUAAAAAUGCAGAAAACCCCACAUUAAACAUCACAUGUUGGGUUUUUUGUUUUUUUGCUGAAGGGAUUUUUAAUUGGCAGCAUACUGUUUAUUAUUUUUGGUUUUAAUAUGUUUUUUAAGUUAAAAUUUUAAUUAAGUUUUUUUUAAAAAAGUAUUUUGUUAUUGUUGGCUGCCUUGGGCACUAUUUUUUUGGUGGUAAAGUGGGAUAUACCUUAAAGAAGUACAAUAAAGUCUGCAAUAUGGCAUGCAAUUGAGAGAAAUGGAACCAGAGUCUCUUAGAAGAUGCUGGGAUGACUGUGUGUGGGCACAGGACAUUUUAGUUUCCCUCUUCAGUGCUUUUUCUGAGGUCAUGCCUAUACAUUCUCUCAUAUAAUAGGAUCUGCACAGAUGACAGAUGUCUGUAUCAUCCUGCUAAAUAGCAAGGAGGAAUUUCAUAUAUCAGAUCCUUGUGAAAAACAACAGUGACAAGAAAAGCCACCCUUUUAAAUCUUUGAAAGUCAUAAUUUUUGGAAUGGUCCCAAGGAUGAAAAGUAAAUGUGAUUAAUGUACAUGAUCUAUGAUCCAUGCAACUUUUUGCCUUGUUGCAAAAUAUGUACUAUUAGGUGAGAGGUUUCUUAUAGCAGGUUGUAUUCACCAGAGUACAUACCAUCCUCAUGGGGUAUAAGGAUGUAUGAGAAUGCUAGACAGGGCAGCCUGCCAGUGUGUGCCUAAAGGUGUGGGUGGGAGGAGGAACUGGGUACCAUCUUUCCUUGCCCACUUCCUGUCAGGACAGACUCUCCCCCAGGCGAGUUGGAACCACUGCAUGUUCCUUGGCAUGCAGCAGUCUAAAUGAAAAGGUGGUGGUAAUGUCCACACCCAUUCUGCAGCUGGGAAGAGAAGAUUUUGGUAUCUCGAUUCCAAAAAACACCUCCUUAACUUACAAACCCUACAGCCCUCUGCUUUAUGGUGAACCGCCUGCUACAUUGUUUUCUUCCUUUCCAUGUCCGCAGGUGUGCCGCUGAUCCAGGCUGCUGCUGUCCCAUUUGGUGAUUUGCCCCAGCUCGCUAGACACACAACUACGUGCCAGCACACAUAGUAUACUGUUUGAGGAUUGUUCACACAUUUAGGAUGGAGCUGCAGAAGAUGGGAGAAGAGAUGGGCACUGAGAAGCUCAAUGGGACCAUACCUGAUAACAACAAGGCUGCUGGCCUAGAGGAUGGCUACGAGGAAGAAGAACGUGCUUUGACUGAGCAAGAGGAGUUCCUGCCCCACAUUGCCAGCAAGAAACUGAACCAGUUCACUGAUUUUGAGGGAAAGACUACAUUCGGAAUGUCCGUUUUUAACCUGAGCAACGCCAUCAUGGGCAGCGGCAUCCUGGGCCUCGCCUAUGCCAUGAAGAACACAGGAAUCGUUCUUUUUCUGGUGCUUUUGAUCUGCAUUGCUUUGCUCUCCUCCUACUCCAUUCACCUACUGCUGAAAUGUGCUGGAGUCGUGGGAAUUAGAGCCUAUGAGCAGCUGGGAUUCAGGGCAUUUGGCCACGGGGGCAAAGUGGUUGCUGCUGUGAUAAUCUCCAUACACAACAUAGGAGCCAUGUCCAGUUACUUGUUCAUCGUUAAAUCAGAGCUGCCACUUGUGAUCCAAACCUUCUUAGGGCUGACAGAGAACAACAGUGAGUGGUACAUGAACGGAAAUGUUUUAAUCAUCGUCGUCAGCGUUUGUGUCAUCCUGCCCCUAGCACUGAUGAAACAUUUGGGAUAUCUUGGUUAUACCAGUGGACUUUCACUCACCUGUAUGGUUUUCUUUCUCAUCUCGGUGAUCUACAAGAAAUUCCAGAUUGCCUGCCCCCUCAAUAGCACCAUGGAUAACAACAGUACUAUGGACCUCAAAGAUGAAAGCUGCACUGUUGAGAUCUUCACUAUCAACUCCCAAACAGCUUAUGCCAUCCCCAUCUUGGCCUUUGCCUUUGUGUGCCAUCCAGAGGUGCUUCCUAUUUACACAGAAUUACGUAGGGCCUCCAAGCGUCGAAUGCAGAAUGUAGCAAAUGUCUCCAUCCUGGCCAUGUUUUGCAUGUAUCUGUUGACUGCUGUCUUUGGCUACCUCACCUUUUAUGAGAACGUUGAAGCAGAGAUGCUGCACACCUACAUCAAUGUGGACCCGCUGGACAAGCUCAUCCUCUGUGUGCGCUUGGCUGUGCUGUUGGCAGUGACACUCACAGUGCCGGUGGUCCUGUUCCCGAUCCGCAGAGCCAUCCACCAGUUGCUGUUCCACAAGAAGGAUUUCAGCUGGCCGCGUCACGUCACCAUUGCCUGCUGCCUCCUCGUCACUGUCAACCUCCUUGUCAUCUUUGUGCCAAAUAUCAAGGACAUUUUUGGAGUCAUUGGAGCCACGUCAGCCCCCAGUCUCAUCUUCAUCCUUCCAAGUGUCUUCUACAUCCGCAUUGUCCCCAACGAGAAAGAGCCUCUGCUAUCUAGAUCUAAAAUACAGGCUGCCUGUUUCGCGGCCCUUGGCUUCAUCUUCAUGGUGAUGAGUCUCAGCUUCAUCAUUGUAGACUGGGUCACGACGGGAAAGAGCAGCGGGGUGGGGCACUAACCCACUCCUUUGCCCCCAAGAGAUGCAGUGGGGGUUCCAGCCAAGGAGGACCAUUCAUUGCCCCAAGAAGAGCAUCACCUCUGCCUGUUUAUCUCUACUCCACCUGGGGAGACACCACCAUUCCCUGCCCAGCACUAUGGGGAAGUAUUAGACGGCACCAUUUAUUGCCAUGGUAUGCAAACUUACCCAAGACAGCUCUGCGGCUUCUCCUUGGUCCUUCUUGGCUCUGGGGCUAUGCAACAGCUUUUCCCCCACAAAGAGGCUGCCUGUUGCCAUGGUCAAACUCUACUCAUUCUUCAGAAUUGGUGCUAUGACAACAUAAUUGACCGUUAUGUACUUUCGGCUCCUAUGGUAGCAGCCCAGGGCUCCUGGUCUUUUUUUUAAAAAAAACUAUUAUUUCCUCCUGGCAAAAUGAUACCAUUGUGUGCUGGGGAGGGUUUUUUCAUCCAGGACAAGGCUCUCAACAAGAUGUAUGGGGGGUGGGUUUUACUUUGGCCAUUAUGGAAAUAAUCCCUGGUUGGUUCUCCCCUCCCUCCUUCAUUGUCCUGGUGCCUGACUGUCCAGGUGGCAGAGCUUGCAAUCUAAGCUCUUAGUGAUUAAGCGUGGGAGCUGGCCCUGCUCUUCCUGUUAUAGUCAGAAGACAGGCCCAGCCUCCAUCUAUGUGUCUGUUCCCCUUACUGGUAUCAAACGGGCAAUGAGUUGAGCUGUUGAGGCUUGUACAAUAGCCCCAGGAUGGGGGGUGGCCAGCACAACAGUGCACACAGUGGACAAUCUUAAUUUAUUUUCUAGUAUUUAAUCUGGGCCUGGCUACCAGACCAAAGACUGCAACAUAACCAUCCUAGUGCCAACACAAUCCAUGUUAGGAUUCCACAUUCCUUUGAUGGAGGUGAGGUUUGGGGAGUUGAAAGAAGGGAUUUUGGUUGAGCAGGCCAGAAGUCUGGACUCCUGGAUUCUCUUCACAACUCUGAAGGGCUGGUGGGUGCGGCAUGGUCAUACAGGGUACAGCAGAAAGUUUCAAAAGGAGGGUUCUAGGUGGUGGGAGGGAGAUGCAACCAUCCCUUGGCGUGGUAGAGGGUCUUUGCUGUGUCCUGUCACACAGUGAUGCUCAAUUUUUCCUGAAGCCAUCCAGGAAAGCUUAAAGCUUCUUACGCUGUGUUGGCACCUGCUGACUUCCCAUUGGCACAACUCUCUGAGCUGCAGCAAUCCACUUUCUAGAUUCUGCAAUGCUGCAUCUGAAUUGGAGCUUCUGCCAUUUGCCCUUUUAAGAGCUCUGACCUGAGGCAGCGUAUAUGGUGCAGAGCAUGUUUGAAAAGCUUCAGGUUGACAUUAAUGUACCGCAAACAUCAAGAGGCUUGACUGAAGGACAUUACCAGCAAAUUAAAGAGGACUAAUUAUGUGGCAGAUACUUUCCUAUUUGCCAUUUACUGUGGAAUAGCCAUGCUUUGUUCAUUUACGCUUCAUGAGGCAUCUUCAUCAUAGCAUCAUCAAACCGUCGUCCUCCAGUGUUUUCCCCAUGCACUUUUUUCGGCUUGCACAAAAUCUGGCUGUUGGAAAAAGAACAGAACGAUAGAGCUAAUCCUCACAGUUAUGGACUGCUUUAGCACUAUUUUCCUAUCUGCCUUCAGAGGCCUGGUUUUGAUUGUUGCAUCGUUGCUUAUCAGUUUACAGCCCUAAAGCAGUGAUAUAGCCAAACGCAAACAGACAACAAAGUUCUUGGCUGUCGUUGCUCUAGACCAGUGGUGGCGAACCUAUGGCACAUGUGCCACAGCGGGCACACAGAGCCCUCUCUGUCGGCACGUAAGCCAAGUUGUCCCAGCAUUGCCCCAGCAGCCGAGCAUCAGAUAACAGCGUAUAUAGGGGCCGUGCGCAUGCUUGGAAAAGAGUAGUGGUGGCAGGCGAUGACGUCACGAUCCACAACUCAUUAGCCGUGACUCAUCCAAGCUUUCGCAUAGCUGGUCAGCGUACUGCCAAGGAUAUGUUUAUAUUUGCUUGAACUGGCUGUGAGUUGUUUUCUCUAAACUAAAACUUCAGUUUUCAGGUUUUAUUGCAGUGUUGGCACUUUGCCAUAAAUAAGUGGGUUUUGAGUUGCAGUUUGGACCCUCGGUCUCUAAAGGGUUCAUCACCACUGCUCUAGACUCUGGAAUCUUUCCCUCUUGCACCAGGAUAGGCCCUUCAACUAGGCAGAGCAACUUGGCCUUCCCCAGAUAAAGCCAAUGCAGGCAACAAUCUGUCUUUUAUGUUACAGAUACAGCAACAACAUUCAUUAGUAUUAUACACUCACCACCAGACUGGAGAGAAACGCUUUGAAUUUUCGGUGUCAGGCACCAAAGCACCUUAUACUGCUUUAUGGGUGGGGUAUUGAGCAGUGCCAGCUCCAGGUUUUGGAGGGCCUAGGGCGAGCCCUUUCCUUUGGUGAAUCUGCCUUCUCAUCACUGUGGUCACCAGCUGCUCCUGCCCCUGUUCCUCAUCCACUUCCUCGUCACUACCACUUGCUUGCUUGACCGGUAGAGACUUGGUGGGCAAGGAGGCCGGGGCACCUCCUUUCUCUCCCACCACCACCACCGCUGUCUUAGGCCGGAACAAGCUGGCAACUGUGAUGAAGGAGGGCACAACUCCAGGGGGCUUUUGUUGGCGGUUUAGGCCCUUUGCAGGUGUCCAGCCAUGCCUGCUUGGAUGCUGGUUCUUCUGUUGACUGAUGAGAUUAAAAGAAACAGUGGACUGGGAAAGGGGUUUUUGUCCUUCUCUGUCAAGAAAGUUUCUCUGCUGGUUUAGCAAAGGAGAACAUGUCCACAGUGAUUUUCCAGGGUUCAUCAGUGCAGUGCCCAUCUGCCUCUCCCUCUGCAUUGUUCGUAUUUCUGUCCUUUUCUCUCUUCCUACCGUCCCUGGCCUCAUAGUUCGUCCCCACAGUAUUACCAUUACUUUAACCUACCACACACACUUCUGCAGAUGCUAAAUCUUCCUUGAACUGGUGUCAUCGCCACUGGCUAAGCAAGCAUAUCUGUGUGUGGUUAUUGCGAAUGAAUUACCAGUUGAGGUAGACAACUUCGUGCCCUCCAGAUGUUUUGGACUUCAGUCUAAUCACCCUUAAUAACUGCCCAUGCUGGCUGGGGCUUAUGGAAAUGGUAGUACUAAACCUGGAGGGCACCAGGGUUGCCCAGGGCAUUGAAAGGGAUCUUUAAAAAAUCUAGUCCCUCCCCCUGCUAAUGCAGAAGGUCUGCUGCUAUUGGCUGGAAAUCCAUCCAUGAUAGGUGGUCACCUUUGGAGGCAGCCUGGCCGCUAGCAAAGGGCUUGCACUCUCAGGCAGUUCUUUGUAGUGAUUUUGAUCUCCUGCUUUGGGUCCUGACUUCUAGAGUGCCAAAAACAGGUUCAAAUAUUUGAAGAUGGGUCUCAUAUCUCCUCCUUUGCAGCACAGAAAUUGGGGUCAGCAUAUUCUGCUAAAGGCUGGUGGACUUGUUUGAAAAUACUACAUGACAGAAAAUCACCUUUGUCCACCGUAUCUCAAAUAUUAAUCAUCAAACAUUGGUCCUUGCUGCCUUAAAUUCAUUAAGCUAUAUUCUUUUUUGCCUGUCUCAUCUUCCAGAGAGCACUUAGCAGCACAGCAUAUUUUCUCUUUUAACUUUUUGUUUUAUUAAGCAGAAUGGAAGCUGAGAUUCUUGGUGGCUUACUUAGAGUUGUGUGUUCUCAACAGAUACUGUGACAUAAUGUGCAUCGCAGCUUUGGAUAAUCUGGCCAAGCAGGGACGGGGUGUGCAGGGAACCUAUUAGGAAUGCAUGAACAGGACACAUAUUGACCAAAUUGCUAUUUAAUAAUCCUUGUCUGACAGCACCAUCCAUGUCCAUGGAGUAUCGUAAGCAGAAAGCAGCCCCUGGCCCAAGGACUUUACAAAACACUAAAUGAGAUUUGAAGUGGCUAACCUCUCAACAUUAGGGUCCCCGUGUCAACAGGAACGUUGAACUUCUCAGAUUCCAGUGCUGCAGGGAUUUGAACAGUUGUGCCUGCUGAAAUUUUCUAUAUAAUGUUAUAGCCUUAAUGCUGAAAAGCUUGCCACCCUCAGAUUAAUCCUAGGCAUGUCUAUUUUGAUGUAAGUUCCAUUCGCUUCAGUGGGACCUGCAGUCUAAAUUUUCAGAGCUCUCAGACCCAGCAACAAUCUUGUAGAAUGAGGGUCUCUGGUGAUAAUGCUUCUAAGUCAAAAUCAUUGCAAACCUUGUCAUAGGAAUUAAUCAAGAAGAAAAUUCAGCAUAUAUUUUCUUCUUUGGGACAGCUUUGGGUACAUGGGUGCUUAACCUAAGAGUUCUCUUCUGAUCAUACUUCCAGUUUGUACUGUGGUUUUCUAUGCAUAUAGGUUGCUUCUACCUACCUAAUUUAUUUGUAAUAUUGUAACUUCUGGAUAUAGACUGCUUUGGUGGGCACAAUUUGAAUUUCUUGCUUUGGUACCAAAUCUCCUAGUGCCAUGUUUACUAGUAUGUAUACUGAGCUUUGAAGUGGGAGUGAACUGUAUUCCAAGCCUCCCCUGAAACUGCUGGUAGUUUUGCUUCUUGCUCUUUAACUUACUUUGAGAACUGUAAUCCACCUGAUUUCAGCUGACAUGCAUUGGGCGGUUUGUCCUACAUCUCCUCAAAACUCAUGCCAUUGCUACAUCUGAGCGUAAGCAUUAGCCACACUUUCUCCACUGCCUUAUUCAUCAGUUGCAGCUGUCUGUCACCUCCUGGGGCUCACAGUCACAUCUUUCUGAGCCCACUGCAAGGCCAGAUGCAAAAGAUGAUAGGACUUUGUGUAGCAGAGAACAUCUUCCUCAACAGGACUAUUAAAGAUACUGCCCUCCUCAGAAUCUUAAUUAGCUUAGCCAUCCAUUUUGAAAUAACCAGACACUAAGCAUUCUGCAUUUACUCAGCUGCUGGAACCUGACUUCCUCCUGGCUCAGCUGGGCUAGGACUGAAAUUGUACCAGGAGGCAGAGUUAGGCCUCCUGGCUGAAAGCGUUGACCAUGGAAUCAGUGGCCACGAUGGAGGCUCCCUCCCAUUCUGCAAUAGCCACAACUGUCCACUCAGCUCCAUAUUUUUAUGUCUUUUCUCAAUCUAGUAUGUCUAGCUCAUGAAAACAUGUAUUUCCCGUAUGUGCCUUGAUAUUCUCUCUUUCUGUCCUUUUUGCCUUUGAAAACCUCAAGAUGGUUUUUCAUAUAGUCUCAAGGGCUCUGAUUCUGCUUUGGGGUAGGGAAAGAGUUCAUAUUUAAGGGAGGAGGGAACACAGAUUCAAAAUGUGAAACUGAUGUAAGGACACAGUAUUUGUAUAAUUUUGGAAUUCAAUAAAUAACAGUUCUUCAGUAAAA